AGGUUUGGAUGUCAACCACGCGAGAGGCAACUUCCGGUGUCAGGUUCGGUUGGCCGGGAGGUUGUUAGGGGAGUUUCCAGCUGGGGCCUAAAUGCUGAGUGGAGCCAGCAACAUGGAGGUUAUAGAGGAUGGUUAAACCGGGCACAAGGAGGUGUUCUGAAGAGGUGGGAGGAAGAAAAUUUUCUUUGACAUAAGGAAAUUGCUGGUUUGACUGCACCCGUGCAAGCCUGAAUUUGUUGUGCUAAGAUUACAACUUAUUCUAAAGAUCUGGACUGUGCCCUUGAGGGCAAAUCAUAAAGUCAGCAAGAUUGUUAAUAGCAAUGAUACCGAGGCUGGAAUUAGUACUAUGGGAAGUUUAGAUAGCUGUCUCUCGCUGCCUGUUUUUAAACGAUGACUAAUAUCCGUGAUGAAAGGUCAACUAGGUUGUCAUGACAACCCCCACCUCUUUUGAGGGGGAUCACUUGACUCCUACAUUCUUUGUUGGAUGCGAGGAGGAUGAAAUUGAUCUGGAAUCAAACAUGAAGGCAGAAGACCUUGACCUUUACGACGAUGAAAAUGAUUCAGACUCGCCACCUGAACGCCAAAUCCUGGUGGGGAUUUGUGCAAUGGCGAAAAAAUCAAAGUCAAAGCCAAUGACACAGAUCCUUGAGCGUCUGUGUAAAUUUGAAUAUAUCAGUGUGGUGAUAUUUAACGAAGAUGUCAUUCUGAAUGAGCCUGUGGAGAACUGGCCAGUGUGUGACUGUCUGAUCUCUUUCCAUUCUAAAGGUUUUCCUUUGGAUAAAGCAGUGGCUUACGCAAAACUCAGGAACCCAGUUCUCAUCAAUGACUUGAAUAUGCAAUAUUUUAUCCAAGACAGGAGAGAAGUCUAUCGAAUUUUACAACAAGAAGGGAUAGACCUUCCCCGAUACGCAGUGUUGAAUCGUGAUCCAGACCGGCCUGAUGAAUGCAGUCUGGUGGAAGGUGAUGAUCAUGUGGAAGUAAAUGGUGAAAUCUUCCAGAAACCCUUUGUUGAGAAACCCGUGAGUGCGGAAGACCAUAAUGUGUAUAUUUACUACCCUGUGUCGGCAGGGGGAGGGAGCCAGAGGUUGUUCCGUAAGAUUGGAAGUCGGAGCAGCGUUUACUCCCCUGAAAGCACUGUGCGUAAAACUGGAUCUUACAUCUAUGAAGAGUUUAUGCCAACAGAUGGAACAGACGUAAAGGUUUACACUGUUGGUCCUGACUAUGCACAUGCAGAGGCACGCAAAUCACCAGCUCUGGAUGGGAAAGUGGAACGUGACAGUGAAGGAAAAGAGAUACGUUAUCCUGUGAUGUUAACUGCCAUGGAAAAACUAGUUGCGAGGAAAGUAUGCGUAGCUUUUAAGCAAACAGUAUGUGGUUUUGAUCUGCUGCGUGCGAAUGGGCAUUCCUACGUUUGUGACGUCAAUGGAUUCAGCUUUGUGAAAAACUCCAUGAAAUACUAUGACGACUGUGCAAAAAUCCUAGGUAAUAUAAUUAUGCGGGAACUCGCCCCUCAGCUGCAGAUACCAUGGUCCAUACCCACAGAAGCUGAAGAUAUUCCAAUUGUUCCAACCACUUCAGGAACUAUGAUGGAACUGCGCUGUGUCAUUGCAAUCAUUCGACAUGGUGACCGAACUCCAAAACAAAAGAUGAAGAUGGAAGUCAUGCAUCCAAAAUUCUUUGACUUGUUUGAGAAGUAUGAAGGAUACAAGACUGGCAAACUAAAGUUAAAGAAACCAAAGCAGCUUCAGGAAGUUCUAGACAUUACCCGUGAGCUUCUAGCAGAAUUGGGCCAGCAUAAUGACUGUGAAAUAGAGGAGAAGAAAUCCAAGCUAGAACAGUUAAAGACUGUGCUGGAAAUGUAUGGUCAUUUUUCUGGAAUCAACAGGAAGGUUCAGAUGACAUACUUGCCUCAUGGACAACCCAAAACUUCAAGUGAAGAGGAAGAUUCCAGGAGGAAUGAUCCAUCACUACUUCUGGUAUUGAAAUGGGGAGGGGAAUUGACUCCAGCAGGCAGGGUACAAGCAGAGGAGCUUGGACGAGCAUUUAGAUGCAUGUACCCUGGAGGCCAAGAUGAUAGCAACACAGGUUUGAGCUGUGAAUCACCCAUUGACUGUGGGGAUUAUGCUGGCUUUCCUGGUUGUGGCUUACUUCGUCUACACAGCACCUACAGGCAUGAUCUGAAGAUCUACGCAUCUGAUGAAGGCAGAGUGCAGAUGACUGCAGCAGCUUUUGCCAAGGGACUUCUCGCACUGGAGGGUGAGCUAACUCCAAUUCUUGUGCAGAUGGUGAAAAGUGCCAACAUGAAUGGUCUACUGGACAGUAACAGCAAUUCCCUCAGCAGUUGUCAGCAUCGUGUCAAAGCAAGGCUUCAUGAGAUCAUGCAGAAGGAUCAGAUAUUUACAGAGGAGGACUACAACAAGCUGGCACCAACUGGCAGUGCUUCUCUUAUUAACUCCAUGAAAUUGAUUAAAAACCCUGUCAGUACCUGUGACCGAGUAUAUUCCCUGGUCCAGAGUCUCACCUCUCAGAUUAAGAAGAGAUUAGAAGACCCCAAAUCAGCAGACCUUCAGCUGUACCACAGUGAAACUCUGGAGCUGAUGCUGCAACGUUGGUCAAAGCUGGAGAGAGAUUUCAGGAUGAAGAGUGGUCGCUUUGACAUAAGUAAAAUCCCAGAUAUCUAUGAUUGUAUUAAAUAUGAUGUGCAACACAACAGCGCCUUGAAACUUGAGGACACCUUAGAGCUCUUCAAACUCUCCAAAGCCCUUGCAGACAUCAUUAUUCCUCAGGAAUAUGGCAUAAACAAAGAGGAGAAGCUGGACAUUGCCUAUGCAUAUUGCCUUCCAUUGAUCAAAAAAAUGCAACUUGAUCUACAACGGACACAUGAAGAUGAAUCUGUCAACAAACUGCAUCCACUCUAUUCCAGAGGAGUGAUGUCUCCUGGCCGUCACGUUCGAACACGGUUAUAUUUCACGAGUGAAAGUCACGUCCAUUCUUUACUGAGUUUGUUUCGUUAUGGGGGCCUCUUGGGUGAUCUAAAGGAUCAACAGUGGAAGAGAGCCAUGGACUACCUUGGAGCAGUCUCGGAACUGAACUACAUGACUCAAAUUGUUAUCAUGUUGUAUGAGGAUAACAAUAAGGAUCCUUCUUCAGAAGAAAGGUUCCAUGUGGAACUUCAUUUCAGCCCUGGUGCUAAAGGCUGUGAUGAGGAUGAAAAUGCCCCCACAGGGUCUGGGUUUCGGCCUGCAUCAGCUGAGAAUGAAGGUGGAUCAAAAACUGAUCAGGGCAGCAUGGAGGAUCUUUCAGAGAAUCGGGGAAGUGAUGAUGCAGAUGGGUUUCUUCCAGCCUUGCCUCAGCCAGCAGAGCCUUUCCAGAGUCACAGGAAGACUGCCCUGACAAAGACCAGGAAGAUGGGCUCAAUGGAGGUGCUUUCUGAGAAUUCUUCAAAAUACAGCGGCUACCGGUUAUUGGCUCCUCCAUAUUCUAGACAACUGUCUGAUGUUAAGCAGAGUGGUCUGGGUUCCCAGUGUGCUGGUUUGUUCAGUACCACAGUACUUGGUGGCUCUUCUAGUGCCCCUAACCUCCAAGACUACGCCCGCUCGCACCGCAGAAAAAGUGGCUCCAGUUACUUUUCUUUGAAGGAUGAAAUGUUAUCUAUGCCAGCCGUUAAAAGAUUUUCUGUCUCGUUUGCAAAGCAUCCGACUAAUGACUUACUGGACAAUCAUCGUGUGGCGCAGUUGCUGAGGCGAUUUUCAGCUGAUAACAGUUUCGCACAGAACCUGGCCCUUGAUGGUGCCUUGGCCCGGCAUCUACAUCAGUGCUCGUAUCACAUUCGCCUCUUCAAGAAGUGGUUGAUCUCUGGGCAGGAUGAUAUCGACUGCCUCUACGGUUUUGAAGGAUGUUCAAUGGUUCCUUCAAUCUACCCUUUGGAAACACUCCAUAAUUCUCUCUCCCUGAAACAAGUCAAUGAAUUCCUUACAUCCAUCUCUGAAAUUUGUGGGAAAUCUCAAGAUGGAACAUCGAAAGAACUUUCAGCAAUGUUUGAGACCAUGGGGAAUAGCCAGCCCACAGUAGAUGAGUAUAUUCCUCAACAAGUCUUGCCCUCCACAGUUGCUUCCCUUUCAUCCCGUCCUCACUCAGAAAACCCUCCAUGGUAUAGCAGUGGUCCAUCAAGCACUGUAUCGAGUGCUGGUCCGUCAUCUCCCAACACUUCUGACAACUCCCCCCGGUUUAGUUUCAGCGAUAAAUCAUCACUCACACCUCAGAGCAGUGAAGAGCAGCAGCAAUCUGUCCAUCCAGCAACUCCAAACCAACAUCUUGGCUGCAAUCACAAGGACCUACAACUGACACCAGCUCUUCAAACCAGUCAGGGGCAGCAAGUCAUUCAAGGUCAACAGCUGCACCAGAAUCAUAGUGACCCACAGCUAAUGGGGAGUGUGACUGGGCAGGGACAGCAGACAGUGCAAAGUCUGGUGGAAACCUAGCAGUGAAGGCAGCGGAUUGUUCUGCAGCAUUGUGCCACCAGACAUGAUAACUGCUAAUCUGCUUCUGUUAAACAGGGAUUGAUUCUGCAUAUUUUAUAAAUGUCACUUGCUGACUCUGGGGGUCAGUACAAUGAAUUAAUGCUGCACUGUAAUACAGAGAGGUUGGAUGUUCCAGGUUUGGGCUUUGGUGGUUGUUAUCACCUUGUGCCUCUGGUCCCCCACGUAGUGUUGGUGUAGGUGAGGUGUCUUUCUAUCCCUUGUGGUGGGUGAUGUAUUUGUAUGGUAUGUCAAUCUUCUUCCUAUAACCAUGUACAGAAAGCGAGCCAUUUCUUCAUCCAUGUAGUUUGUAAAUUGUAAAAGAUUAUUUAAUGAUGGUAUUUUGUAAAUAAGGAACAAGUUAAUCCUCAUAGGACUGAUAGGACUUCAGUCUCCAAUCAGUUUUCCUUCCACCAAGAUUCUUUCCAUUAGCAUAACUGUGUGUUGUGGAGCUUAGUGAAGCAAGACAGACAUGACAUGUAAAUCUUAAGUCCUUAGCCCAGUUACUACUUUGAUAACAACACAAAGAUCGAGCCUUGCUUACAGGGCAGCUGGGAUGUCCUGUGAGUUAUGAACCAGAGAGAUAUUUCUGCCAAGUUAGCCAAUCUCAGACAGCAGUUGGGUAUCACUAAUUGAUCUUGACGUCCCUCUUUGGUGAUGAGGAAAAUUUGUUAAAAGGUUCAAUGGACACCUGUGGCCAAUAAACCACCUCGGUUUUAUUUUGUUCUGCUUGGCUGUUUAAUUCAAGGCAUAAAGUUUCACUUGUAGUUUUUUGCAGUUGUUGGGUCAUUACCCUAGAAAUUGAAUAAUGAGUUGAAACACUGCCAGGGCUCAUUAGACAGAAUGACCACUUGGGUGUGAUCCUGUUGGCUGUUGGUGCAUAUGGAACCUCAGCAUGAGUCAAUACACUUGGAAGAAGAGGAGAGAAAUGCAGUUGAGGAACAUGCAAAGCCCACUGUGUGCUAAAUAACAAAGCUUCAGAAAAUUCAAAGUUGAAACAGUCAAGAAUCGAUCAGUAAGUUUGAACAGUUAAGCAAUGGCAUCAUGCAAUUUACUUAUCUCUGCCAGCCAUCACCUCUGACGUAAUUAGGAGUGAACAGAAGUGCUAGUCUUGCCAGUGAAACAAGAUCUUACAAAAAAUGUUUUGAAUAGUUUGUCGUUGUAAGUAAAUGCUAUGAUUUAACUGUUCAAAGGGGGCUGCAGCUAUGAAGCAUGUAGGAUUAAUGAAUUUUCUUAUUUAAUACAUCCAAGUUUGUCAGAUUUAUCCAUCGGUGUCUUGAAUGUGCUACAUGUGAUCUUUAUGGGAGAUAUCCACCUCUAUAUUAGUCUCAUCUGAUAGUUUGUCUCAGUGUCCUGAGCUCAGGGAGAGAAAAAGCAACCAGGAUUGCAACACUUGAUUAUAGCCAAACAACUUGUGUGUGUGUGUUUGUGUGCAUGUGUAUGUGUGUUUCUGUGUAUGCAUCUUCAACACGUACAGGAUUGUGUAUGGCUGGAACAUUUACCACAGUUAAACAGCCUGUCACAGCUACCUAGACUUGUGCAUGAAGAUUGUUGACAAUGAGACAGUAACCGACAGCUGGUUCCCACAGACCAUGACCCUCAGCAUGAGUCAAUACCUUCUGGAGGAGAAGAACCUGAUAAUUUGUCCGUGAAUUGUCCUGUGCUAUAGUUAUAACCUUGACAGGGCUGUAUGAACAGUGUGCUUAGAGUUCAGUCAGCAGCAUAUGGAAAGCAAUCACCUCAUGAUAUGGAUGACAGCGUAAUGACUACAGUAGUUUUUUCUUAAAAAAACCAUCAGUUUAAAAAUGUUUUAUUUCUGUGUUCUAUCAGUAGGCUAGUCUGGACAUCUGUUUGAGGUUGUUGUGAUAGGAAAUUUUAAAAAACUGGUGUUAGUGUUACGACACAUGGUAAACGCUCCUGCUUAAUUUAAAACCAGCAACACAGAAAAGAUUUAUCCAGUGCAGUAAUCUAAGAAUUAGAGGCCAAGAACUAUUUAAAGUAAAAAUUAACAACUUUAUUUCUUAAAGUAUAACAGAGAAUAAUUAACUAGCAACUAUUUACAGUUUGUUCCUCUAACCUAUUUUUUACCUCCCCUUCUAUAAUACUAGCCAGAUAAAACUCCCAAUUAAGAUUUACAGAAAAUUCCAAACUUUAAAUCUUCUAUCUGUCUUCGUCGGUAGAUUGGCUGUCCAGGUCAGUGUUGAGGUUUUUCUCUGUGCAAACUCCUUGUCCUUGUAUCUUUCAGGGAGUUCUGACUAGCAGUCUAUAGCUGUUGGUCUUGUGGCAGUUCCCCUCCCAACUGUUCAAUUUUCCCCAAUCCUAUACCCCAAACCAUCGGAUUGCGUCACUGGCUUUUAAGAUUGUUAAUAUACUGAAUUCAAACUUGAUUGGAAUUUUUCGAGGUAUAAUUUAAACUGGCCUAAUUCAAAUCUGAUUUGUUGU
Molecule: messenger RNA, 6959 nt
Organism: Chiloscyllium plagiosum (whitespotted bambooshark)
Lineage: Eukaryota; Metazoa; Chordata; Chondrichthyes; Orectolobiformes; Hemiscylliidae
Gene: ppip5k1a
Product: diphosphoinositol pentakisphosphate kinase 1a
Biological process (GO): inositol phosphate biosynthetic process; inositol metabolic process
Cellular component (GO): cytosol
Molecular function (GO): inositol hexakisphosphate kinase activity; 5-diphosphoinositol pentakisphosphate 1-kinase activity
Source: RefSeq, a predicted model, not a curated record